Telopea speciosissima is the source of this 1509-nucleotide messenger RNA. RefSeq names its product putative pentatricopeptide repeat-containing protein At1g10330. The transcript has a single exon. Gene Ontology annotation, biological process: RNA modification. The record is from RefSeq and is a predicted model, not a curated record. Gene Ontology annotation, molecular function: RNA binding; protein binding. Bases 43 to 1467 code for a protein of 474 amino acids. NCBI's taxonomy places the organism in Eukaryota, Viridiplantae, Streptophyta, Magnoliopsida, Proteales, Proteaceae.
GUAUCUCAUGUAGUCACUCACAUGACGAACUAGCUAACUGGCAUGUCAUACCCACCAGGGUGUUUGCUCCUACUUCUGCAACGCUUCAUUGAAUGUCAAAAACAUGUCAAACAGAUCCAUGCCCUCAUAAUCACCCACGGCCACCUCCACUUCAAUCCCUCUUGGCAAAAUUCGGACUUAAAAUGGAUAAGCACUCUUCUCUACAACACCUUAAUCAGAGCCCAUCUCAACCUAGGAGACCCUCGCAAGGCCAUUAUCCUCUACACCCAUAUGCUUGCCCACCAAGCCCCACCAAACGAUCAUACCUUCCCUUCCCUCAUCAAGGCUGUCUCUUCCUUGCCCUCCUUGGCUUCCGUCACAGGCAGGCCCAUUCACACACAAGUCAUCAGGCGCGGCUUAUCGCUCGACCCGUUUAUACAGACCUCCUUUGUCAGCUUCUACGCCCAACUUGGCGAUCUUUCCAAUGCCCGCCAUGUAUUUGAAGAAAUUACCAGACCGUGCAUUGUCGCCUUCAAUUCUAUGCUUGACGCCCUUGGCAAGAACGGCGAUAUGGGUUCUGCUCUUGAGCUGUUCCAAAGCAUGCCUCAGAGAGAUAUAGUUUCAUGGACCAGUAUCAUCAAUGGGUUUGGGAAGAAUGGGUACUACCGAAAGUCAAUUUGGUAUUUCGAGAAGAUGAUGGUGCAUGAAGAUGUAAUGGAAGGCCUUGUGAAACCCAAUGAGUCUACUUUCGUCAGUGUCCUCUCUUCAUGUGCCAGUUCGGAUCAAGGAGGAGCACUUAGUCAAGGGAAGCAGAUCCAUGGGUACAUUAUCAGGAGUGAGACUGAAGUGACAGUAUUUCUGGGAACGGCACUGGUAUCCAUGUAUGGUAAGACAGGGUGUUUGGCAAGUGCUCUUAGAGUCUUCAACGGAAUGGUAAUGAAAGGGGUGUGCACAUGGAACGCAAUGAUCUCUUCGUUGGCUUCUAAUGGUAGAGAGAAAGAGGCUCUGAACAUGUUUGAUAAGAUGAGGCAGGAGGGUCUGCAACCAAAUAAGGUAACAUUCGUGACAGUGCUGACUGCUUGCGCUCGUGCCCAACUCGUCGAUUUGGGUUUGGAAUUCUUUCAGUCGAUGCAACAUGAAUACCGGGUUCAUCCGAGGAUGGAGCACUACGGCUGCGUGGUCGAUCUAUUGGGCAGGGCAGGGCGUCUGGAAGCGGCGGCUGAUUUCAUUAGGGGUAUGCCUUUUGAGGCUGAUGCUACUGUUUUGGGGGCUCUUCUGGGUGCCUGCAAGGUUCACGGAGCCGUUGCUUUGGCGACUGAAGUAGGGAGAAGGUUAAUCGAAUUGCAGCCACGACACUGUGGUAGAUACGUGGUCUUGUCCAAUAUUUAUGCUGGCGCAGGAAGAUGGGGCCAUGCUUCUGCGCUGAGGAAAGCCAUGAUUGAGGGUGGAAUUAGGAAGAUUCCAGCGUAUAGUUGGCUUGAUUCCUAGUGAAUAACCAUUACGUUCUUUGCAAUUGGAUUUGAGUCUAUU